Myzus persicae (green peach aphid) is the source of this 2037-nucleotide messenger RNA. RefSeq lists its product as uncharacterized. The transcript has 7 exons. Gene Ontology annotation, cellular component: plasma membrane. NCBI's taxonomy places the organism in Eukaryota, Metazoa, Arthropoda, Insecta, Hemiptera, Aphididae. Gene Ontology annotation, molecular function: odorant binding; olfactory receptor activity. The record is from RefSeq and is a predicted model, not a curated record. Bases 1 to 1308 code for a protein of 435 amino acids. Gene Ontology annotation, biological process: sensory perception of smell; detection of chemical stimulus involved in sensory perception of smell.
AUGCACCGGAAUGGUUCUUGGAGACGUUCGAAAAUAGCUUCAUCGGCAGCACCAACCGACAACGGCGGUGACGAGGCAACAAAAAAUCAGGAGAUAUCAAGUGAUGAAGGGGACUACAACUGCAAGGACAGUGGCACGAUCGUGGAUGUAGAUCUGUUCAAAGCGAUUGGCGUGUACCAGCUGCUGCACCCGGUCGAGUGCGGUUUGGACAGUGGCCUGUGCCGGAUGGCAGUGAAGAUAAUCGUGGGCCUGACACUGGGGUUGCAGUCGAUACAGGUGUGCCGGCUGUACCUGGCAAGGUACGACAUCCCGAUGUUCGCCAACAUGGGCGUACUGGUCGUUUACGGAUUAAUGUGCCUGUUCAAGGGAUACACGUUGGCGACCCAUGCCGAUAGGAUAUGCACCACGCUAGAGGUGGCUCGGUACUCUUUCACCAGUUGCGGUGGCCGCUACCCGUCCCUUAUGCGCCAGUGCCGGGCCAGGUUGUCCACUAUACUCCGCACGUUCGUCGGGCUCAGCUUCGGCACUCUAUUUGUGUGGUUGAUCAUACCGUGGUUCUUGACGUCCGAGUACGACGACAAGCCCAUCGUCUGGGCUGUAGUGUACGUAGUCGAGUCCAUCAUAUUCACCGUGAAUGUGUUCUGCUGGACGUCGUUUGAUUGCUACCUGGUCACCAUGUGUUUCGUGUUUGAGGCCGUGUUCCGCACUAUGAGCUACGGCUACGAGAAUGUCGGCCGAGUGCACCGCCUGUAUCCACACGCCGUUCAACCAUUCUUAGACUACCGUAGUAAAGAUUCGGACAUUCAAAGCGACGUACCACUAAAAUUCCCGGACCAUUAUGAUGAUUUGAUUAACCACAUUAAGGACAAUCAAAAGAUAGUCGAGAAGUACGAAACAUUUUUCGAUGUCGUCCAACCUGUGGUCUUGCUUCAAAUUGCUGAUGGUUCGUACUCCGUAAUCACAUUGAUUUUUCUCAUCUCAAUUUCGUAUCUUAAUGGUGAUUCAAUUAUAUCCCCGGCGAUUUUGAAAUUUUUUUGCGGCCUGGCCUCGGUCAUCAUUGAACUGUUCAUCUUUUGUUACGGAUUCAACCACAUAGAAGUCGGGAGAUCCACUGUAAAUUUCGGGUUGUACUGCUGUGAUUGGACAGAGAAGGAUUUAAAAUUUAAAAAGACUGUGUUGUUGGCCAUGUCCAUGAACUCUGCUCACAAGCAAGUGAUGAAAUUGUCACCAAAUUCCAUCGUAAAUCUGGAAAUGUUCGCCCGGGUGAUGAACAUGUCUUAUACGAUAGUAUCUACAUUACUAAGUUAAAGUAAUGAACAAGCAACUGACGGAAGGGACCUGUAGUUUAUAAAGUAGCAAACUAAUCUUUCAAUCAAUCAAGGAUUUUUUUGAAUACGUUUUAAAGACUUAAAUAUCUGUAUUUUUUUUUUUGAAUACUUAGAUUACAGAUGGUAUCACUUUCAGGUUACCUUUCUUUUAAUAAAAUAGUAUGAUGUAAUUCGUCAUUGAAAUAUGUGAACCAAGAUAUAUUUUUAAACAGAUUUUAUAUGACUAUUUCGGUUGUAUGUAAAUAAUAUAUUCUUGAUGAUAAUGAUUAUAUUUUAGACUCUAAGUGGAGCUAUAUAAUCAUCGAUUUUAUAAUGUAAAUCCUAAUCCAACUUUAUAUUUAUUAUAGUCUCAAUUUAUGUAAGAAAAUAUGUAGAACUUUGUGCUUUUUUAAACAAAGAGGGGAAGUGGAUGUCGCUCAUCUGUACAAUUGUUUAUAAGUGGGUCUGGUGCUUAAUAUAAAUUUAAAAAUAGUAAAAUAUAACCUUUUUGUCUUUUUGUUUAAUUAAAAAAAAAAGACAUCUCUUAUUGCUAUAGUUGACUUUUGUUCCAAUGUACAUGUCUUUUUUUUUACUCUUUCACAUAUAAAAUUACAUGUGGUUUUAUUUUUGUUGAACUAGGGGUACUUUUAAUUUUUUUUGCUAAAUCUUUGUGCACUUACCAUCUAUUUAUAUAUACGGUGUACAUACGCUAUAUAAUGAUCAUGAUCAU